Theileria orientalis strain Shintoku is the source of this 1410-nucleotide messenger RNA. RefSeq names its product glycylpeptide N-tetradecanoyltransferase 1. The transcript has 10 exons. NCBI's taxonomy places the organism in Eukaryota, Apicomplexa, Aconoidasida, Piroplasmida, Theileriidae. Gene Ontology annotation, cellular component: cytoplasm. Gene Ontology annotation, molecular function: glycylpeptide N-tetradecanoyltransferase activity. The record is from RefSeq and is a predicted model, not a curated record. Gene Ontology annotation, biological process: N-terminal peptidyl-glycine N-myristoylation. The coding region runs from base 1 to 1410 and encodes 469 amino acids.
AUGGAAGAUAACCUUCCAGAUUCACAAACAAGUAAAGAAAAAGUGGAAGAAUCUACUCCUGUGAAUGGAGAAGAUACGGAAUCUCUCUCUAGCUCGCUAUCUAACCUGAAAAUAUCAGUAAGCAGCAACAUAUUUGACAAAUUACAGGAUUCUAAUGACAACAAGACUGAAGAACUCAGGCAGAAGAUAAUACAAAGGCUAUCUCUGACUCACCCAAAUUUGCAACCAAUUGAACAUAAAUUUUGGGACACACAACUAGUCAGCAAAUUGGACGAAGUUGUAACAACAAAUGAUUGCGGUCCAAUAAACCCGAAUCAACGUGUGGAGGACGUUAGAAAGGAUCCAUACCCGCUCCCCUCAGGAUUUGAAUGGGUAAUGCUGGACAUAACGAACGAAGAAGAAAGAACACAAGUAUACACACUUCUGAACGAAAACUACGUCGAGGACGGAGAUUCGCUGUUCCGGUUUGACUAUAAGCCGGAGUUCCUGCUAUGGGCACUGACGACACCAAAUUAUAAGAAGGAGUGGCAAAUAGGAGUGAGAGUGACAUCGUCGAAACUGUUGGUGGGAUACAUCACGGCAAUCCCAGUGACAAUAAACAUCAUGGGAAAAAACCUGAAGGCAGCAGAAGUCAACUUCCUGUGCAUACACAAGAAGCUGAGAACGAAAAGACUGGCGCCAGUGCUGAUCAAGGAGAUAACAAGAAGAGUUAACCUGUGCGGAAUAUGGCAAGCAGUGUACACAGCAGGAAUCGUCAUCCCGAAGCCAAUAGCAAGUUGCAGAUACUGGCACAGACCGCUUGACAUAAAGAAGCUGAUAGCAGCACGCUUCUCAGGAGUGGGAAAAAGAAUGACGAUAAGCAGAGCAGUGAGAAUAUACAAGGUGAAUGAAGUGGAAAACAACGAAAUGAGGCCGAUGGAAAAGAAGGACGUGUCGAGUCUCUACAAGCUGCUGAAGGACCACCUGAACGCCUUUAAGCUGUACCAAGUGUUCACACAGGACGAGGUGCACCACCUCUUCCUGCCACAAGAGGGGAUCAUUCACACGUACGUGAAGUCAGUGAACGGUGAGUCUGGGAGAAUAAAACCGCAUUCAGGGAACGUGACGGACAUGUGCAGCUUCUACUCGCUGCCCUCGAGCGUGAUAAACAACCCGAAGGUGGACAAGAUACGCGCAGCCUACUCAUUCUACAACGUCGCAGGCACGAUGACGUACAAGAGGCUGAUGGAACACGCACUCUUCUUCGCGAAGCAGAAGGAGUACGACGUGUUCAACUCGCUGGACCUGAUGCAAAACAGACACGUGUUCGAGGACCUCAAGUUCGGGAUGGGAGACGGAGACCUCCACUACUACAUGUUCAACUACCGAGUGCCGCUGGUAAGAGGAAAAAGGAUCAUAGAUUUUAGUUGA